AUGAGCUCGUCGUUUGCAGUGCUUUUUGGUGCUGUUGCCAUCCUUCUGGUUGUUGCCAUACCGUCCAAUGUGGCAGGCGGAAAGCGUGAGGCGCCUUUGAACAAUGCCUAUCUGCCGCCUUCGUCUCCGUCUAGACCUUCGUCCAAGUAUGGUGCUCCACCUGCCAGCUCCUAUAUGCCUCCGGCGUCAGGUCCAGCGCCAUCUUUCAACUCUCAUCCCAGUCCGUCUAGCAGCUACUCCGCUCCUCCCGCCUCUUCAGGCGGUGCAUAUCCCGCGCCCGCCCACAGACCUUCCAGCUCGUAUGGCGCCCCUGCUCGUCCAGCACCGCCACCAUCCUCUAGCUACGGUGCUCCACCAAGUCGUCCCAGCCAAUCGUAUGGACCGCCGCCAGCUAGGAAGCAUCACUCUCGUCGUCCGGCAUCGAACUAUGGUCCUCCCAAGUCAGCACCACCUUCCCAAAGCUAUGGCGCUCCAGCUCCACCGGCACAGAAGUACGGCCCACCUAAAUCGUCACCUCCAUCGACCAGCUACGGCGCCCCAUCUCGUCCAUCUUCGACAUAUGGAGCUCCAAGUGUGAGCAGCUUUGUUCCAUUACCUUCAGCCCCGUCAACAAACUACGGUGCGCCCUCCAAGACGCAAACUCUGGGUAGCAGCGGCUACACCUCUGGACCAGCUGCUCCAGCUCCACCCUCAUCGUCAUACGGCGCUCCAUCGAGCUCCAGCUCCUUCCAGCCAGUCUCGUCGCCUUCCUCUCGUUAUGGUGCUCCCAGCGCCCAAGUGCAAAUAGCGGUGGAUCUUAUCCAGCAGCUCCAUCAAGCUCGUAUGGAGCUCCAUCCGCACCGUCAAGCUCCUACUCAGCGCCUAGUUCCGGAUCUAACAGUGGAGGACCUUAUCCUGCAGCUCCCUCAAGCUCAUAUGGAGCUCCAUCCGCACCCUCAAGCUCCUACUCAGCGCCUAGUUCCGGAUCUAACAGUGGAGGACCUUAUCCUGCAGCUCCUUCCAGCUCGUAUGGUGCUCCCAGCUCAGCUCCUUCCAACUCGUAUGGUGCUCCCAGCUCAGUUCCUUCCAGCUCCUACUCUGCUCCCAGUCCAAGUGCAAACAGUGGAGGACCUUACCCAGCUGCAAAGCCAUCUAGCUCAUACGGAGCACCAAGCUCAGGUCCCUCGAGCUCCUACUCGGCACCAAGUCGCGGAUCUAACAGUGGAGGACCUUAUCCUGCAGCUCCCUCAAGCUCAUAUGGAGCUCCAUCCGCACCAUCAAGCUCCUACUCAGCGCCUAAUUCCGGAUCUAACAGUGGAGGACCUUAUCCUGCAGCUCCCUCAAGCUCAUAUGGAGCUCCAUCCGCACCAUCAAGCUCCUACUCAGCGCCUAGUUCUGGAUCUAACAGUGGAGGACCUUAUCCAGCAGCUCCUUCCAACUCCUAUGGUGCUCCCAGCUCAGCUCCAUCCAGCUCUUAUAGUGCUCCCAGCUCAGCUCCUUCCAACUCCUAUGGUGCUCCCAGCUCAGCUCCAUCCAGCUCUUAUAGUGCUCCCAGCUCAGCUCCUUCCAGCUCCUAUGGUGCUCCCAACUCCGCUCCUUCCAGCUCCUACUCUGCUCCCAGCCCAAGUGCAAGCCGUGGAGGUCCUUACCCAGCUGCGCAACCAUCUAGCUCGUAUGGAGCUCCAAGUUCCGGUCCCUCCAGUUCCUACUCUGCUCCCAGCUCAAGCGCGAAGAGCGGUGGAUCCUAUCCAGCGCCUCCCUCUACCUCCUAUGGAGCUCCAAGCUCAGCGCCCUCUAGCUCCUACUCGGCACCAAGCCCUGGAGCCAACAGUGGUGGACCUUAUCCUGCUGCUCCGUCCAGCUCAUACGGUGCUCCCAGCUCGGUUCCCUCCAGCUCCUACUCGGCACCUAGCUCAAGCGCAAACAGUGGAGGAUCAUACCCAUCGGCUCCAUCCAGCUCUUAUGGAGCUCCAAGCUCGAGCCCCUCCAGCUCCUACUCAGCACCUAGCCCCGGAGCAAACAGCGGUGGAUCUUACCCGGCUGCACCUUCCUCAUCAUAUGGAGCACCAAGCUCAGCUGGCCACAGCUUUGCAUGCGCUCAUUAAAUCUGACAGCAAUUUGGCAAAGCGACUCCGCACACAUCUCAACACUGAGGCUAUUGAGGAUGUGAAGCGACAGCUGCGUGAUAUACCCACGGGUCUGGAUGCGGUCAUGUCCAAAGCAGUUACCUACGCCUGCGCCUUUCACCAUGCCGGACUCACCACCGAGGAGCGGGACAUUGUUGAGGCCAGCUUUAAGGCAGGCGCACUCAAGGUUAUUGUGGCCACCAGCACCUUGAGCUCGGGAGUUAAUCUGCCCGCACGUCGUGUGCUUAUACGUUCGCCUUUGUUUGGCGGCAAACAGAUGAGCUCCUUGACCUAUCGACAGAUGAUCGGACGUGCUGGGCGCACCGGAAAGGAUACACUUGGCGAAUCUAUACUCAUCUGUACCGAGAGCAAUGCACGCAUCGGUCGGGAUUUGGUGACGGCCCAGCUGAAACCAAUUAGAUCAUGUCUCGAUAUGGAUGGCAGCACACAUCUGAAACGCGCCUUGCUUGAGGUCAUCUCCUCAGGUGUGGCUAGCACGAGGGAGGACAUUGAAAACUUUGUCAAUUGCACAUUGCUCAGUGCCCAGAAUUCAUUGGAGUCAUCAACAGCAAAGGAGCCAGAUCAGGAGGAAGAGGAGGAUUCGCACUACAUUAAUGAUGCAUUGGAUUUCCUUAUCGAAUAUGAGUUUAUACGUUUGCAGACGGACGAGGAGACGGACAAACAGAGCUAUGUAGCCACUCGGUUGGGCACUGCCUGUCUUGCCUCAUCCAUGCCACCAACUGACGGCCUCAUCCUCUUCGCCGAGCUGCAAAAAUCACGCCGUUGUUUUGUGCUGGAAUCAGAGCUGCAUGCCGUAUAUCUGGUGACACCCUAUUCCGUGUGUUAUCAGCUGCAAGAUGUUGACUGGUUGCUCUAUCUGGACAUGUGGGAGAAACUCAAUCCCGCCAUGAAAAAGGUGGGUGAGCUGGUGGGCGUCAAGGAGGCCUUCCUUGUGCGUGCGAUGCGAGGUCAAACAAAGCUGGACUACAAGCUGAUGCAAAUCCAUAAGCGCUUCUACACAGCUCUGGCCCUGCAGGAGCUGGUCAACGAGACGCCCAUCAAUGUGGUGGCCCAUAAAUUCAAAUGCCAGCGCGGCAUGUUGCAGAGUCUACAGCAGAUGGCUUCCACAUUUGCCGGCAUUGUGACUGCCUUCUGCAAUUCCUUGCAAUGGUCAACACUUUCUUUGGUUGUCUCCCAGUUCAAGGAUCGCCUGUACUUUGGAAUUCACCGCGAUCUUAUAGAUCUAAUGCGUCUUCCUGACUUGACCCACAAGCGUGCGCGAGCUCUUUACGAUGCGGGCAUUACCAGCCUUGUGGAGCUGGCUAAUGUCAAUGUGCUGGCUCUGGAGCAGCUGCUUUUUAACUCCCUAAGCUUCGAUUCAGCCAAACAACACGAUAAUGAGAAUGCGCUCGAAGCUGCACAGCGUAACUCGGCCAGGAACUUCUUUAUCACUGGCAAAGCUGGCAUGACAGUCGCCGAGGCAGCCAAAUUGCUAAUCACCGAAGCCCGUCAGUUUGUACAAUAUGAGAUUGGAGUCGGAAAUAUUCAGUGGUCACAAGUGGCGCCAAGUCCAAGCCCUACAGCGGAUGCAGGCUUAAAACCAACUGGGAGUAAUUUAGGAGUUGAACAACUGCAUAUGUCUGUGGAGGAGGAACAUCCAAAGCAAGAGUUGAUCAGCUCCCAAAACAAACGCAAGUCUUCAGACAGCGAAGAUCGAGCAAGAGUUAAGGUGUCACCACGUAAAAUACGCAAGCUCGAUCCAGUCGCCCCUAAGCCCGAAAAGUUGCAGAAGAUUGCAAUGAGUAAGCAGCAGCAGACGCCAAAGAUUCCAAUGAGCAAUCCCCAGCAGAAUGCCAAGGAAACCGCAAAAAUAAACAAUGUUGCUCAGCCCGAAAAGAUGCCAAAGAUUCCCCUUAGUAUAGUUCUGCAAAAACCGGAGGAAAACCCAAAAAUAACCAAGCUUGCUGAGCAGAACGAGUUCCAAAAGGUACCAAUGAAUAAACACCUCCAUAAGCCGAAGGAAAGUCCACAAAUAAUAGCGGUUCCAACGAAAGAUGAUGUAAAACUCGAGCCAAUAUCAAAAUCUCAGCUAAAUACUCAAGCACAACCUUCGAUAGGUACAGAUACUCUACCAGCAUUGAAGCCACUAAUGGAGUCCAACCGGAUCAACUCAAUUGGAACAGUCAAAGUAAAUGCACCUGCUGUGGAAACUGAGGAGAAACCCAGCACUAGCGAAUCCAGUCGAAAAGAGCUGCUGAAAAAGGAAAUGGAGGAACGUCGUCGCAUUGCCAUGAUGAAAAUAAACAAGAGACGUGCGGAAAUGGAAAACGUGCGUCAGGGUUUGCCAACAAAUGCGCCAGCAGAGACAAUGGUCGGAUCUACGCCACCAACAACAAAACUGGACAGCAAUAAGGAGAACAAAUGUGAGAGCAAUGUGAAAAGGGAAUUCAAGUCACCAACCAAGAGCAGUGAAUCAACAACACCCAAAAGAAUGGACACCGAGAGCAAGAGCAAAAGCCGAAACAACACACCAAUGCAGUUACCACGACGCAGUCCACGAAACCAUCAAAGUACAUGCAAGACACCCGCUGUUGACCAGGAUCUCUUCACGGGAGAUGACUCCUUCAUGCUGAGCACAGGUGUAACAGCAGCGCUCACUGCAGCUGAAUCAAAGAUGCAAGCGGAUACGGAUGAGAUUCCCAGCUCACAGCCAAAGGAGCCAGUUGUCUGUAGUGUCCAAACGCCGCAUGCAUCUCGUCUAAUGCGCUCCUAUCAGUUGCGUUCCCAGCGCAGACAAACACCCAGAUCAAAGCCAACGGAACCAGAGCCUGAAGUGGUAGAUGAGCCAUCGGAGAAUGUCGCUUCCUCGAUAGAACUAUCCAAUUUAUCUUUGGAAAACUCGCUGUUGAAGCAUCCUCUCCAGCUAAAUGCAUCGCAUAUACUCAGCUGCUCCAAGACGGAUGAGAAUGCCUCCAAUUUCAGCAGCAUUGAUAUCGUUGACAUCUGUGGCAAUCGAGAACUUUUUCAAUUGGCAUUUGAGGAGCUUCACAAGGCGACUCGCUGUGGAUUUAGUAUUGGAUUACAGGCUCAGGCGGGAAGACGUAAGCCUUUAAUUGGCGCCAAUCUAUUGAUCAACCAGGUGGCAGCGGCCGAACAACGUGAAGCAGCGGCAGGCACAGAGAUACUCUUCCAGGUGGACGACAACUUCUUUAUAGCAGGUGUCGCCUUUUGUCUGGCCGAUAACGUGGUUUAUUACAUGAACCUGCAACCGGAGGAGUCUCAACUGAUCAGCAGCGAAACAAAAAUGAAGGAAUUGUGCAAUUUGAUGGAGAAACAGGAGCUAACAUUACUGAUGCACGAUGGCAAAGAGCAGCUAAAGACUCUGUGUCAUGCUUUGCCUCAAUUGCAGACUAUUAACGUUAUGCUGGAGGAUCCCAAGGUGGGCAACUGGCUGUUGCAGCCCGACAGAUCGCUUAGCUUUCAAAAUAUGUGCCAACAGUUCGCCCCAGAGUGUACAGCAUUGUCCAAUCUUUGUGGCAGUGGACGUGGAUAUAGCAGCUAUGGUCUGGAUGCCAGCAGCGCCAUAAUGCCCAAGGUGCGAUCCUCCAUCGAGGCAUGCGUAACGGUGCACAUACUCAACGGGCAAAUCGAGAAUCUGGAACGCAUUGGCUCUGGACAUUUGCUCAAGUUCUUUAGAAAAGUGGAGAUGCCCAUUCAGGUGUCGCUGUGUAACAUGGAAUGCAUUGGUUUUCCAGCCAAGGAACAUCGACUGCAGCUUCUCUUUCAGCAAAUGCUCGGCACAAUGAAAAAACUAGAGAGCAAAAUCUAUGAGCUUCAUGGAUCGCGUUUUAAUUUAGGUGCCUCCCAGGCGGUGGCCAAGGUAUUGGGACUGCAUCGCAAGGCAAAUGGACGCGUCAGUACAUCCCGACAAAUUCUGGAGAAACUGGACUCACCCAUAUCGCAGCUAAUAGUCAGCUAUCGGAAGCUGAGCAUGCUGCUAUCCAAGAACAUGCAACCGUUGCUCAAAUGCUGCCAGAAUAAUCGGGUGCAUGGCCAGAGUAUUACCUACACGGCCACCGGACGUAUAUCGAUGUCCGAGCCCAAUCUACAGAAUGUGGCCAAGGAUUUUGAAGUCGAAUUGAACAACGAGAAGAUCAAUAUAUCCUGUCGAAGCGCAUUUUCGCCAACGAAUGACAAGCGCUGUCUACUCUCGGCAGACUUUUGCCAGCUAGAGAUGCGGAUAUUGGCACACUUGUCACAGGACAAGGCGCUGCUAAAAGUGAUGAACUCAUCGCAGGAUCUGUUUACAGCCAUUGCAGCGCAUUGGAAUAACAUAUCUGAAUCGCAAGUAUCUGAGCAACUGCGCAACGGCACCAAGCAGAUCUGCUACGGCAUUGUCUAUGGCAUGGGAAUGCGCAGUUUGGCCGAAGCACUCAAAUGCACCGAGCAGGAGGCACAGAUGAUAUCAGAGCAGUUCCAUUUGGCAUACACUGGCAUCAAAGAGUAUACCAUGAGAGUUGUCAAGUUUGCACGCAAUCACGGCUAUGUGGAGACUAUAACCGGUCGACGUCGCUACCUGGACCACAUCAACAGUGGCGAACCUCAGCUAAAGAGUCAAGCCGAACGCCAGGCUGUUAAUUCAUCUAUCCAAGGCUCAGCUGCAGAUAUAGCCAAAAAUGCGAUUUUGUCCAUGGAGAAGAGCAUUCGACGCUAUCGGGAAAAGCUUGGUUUAGCUGAAAACUCGGUUAACUUGGUGUUACAUAUACACGAUGAACUUAUAUUCGAGGUGCCCGUGGAGAAAGCAAAGAAAGUGGCCAAAAUUCUGAGUCUCACAAUGGAAAACUGCGUUAAAAUAAACGUGCCGCUGAAAGUGAAACUGAAAAUAGGUCGCAGCUGGGGCGAGUUGAAGGAAGUAAAGGUCUAGGCUUUUUAUAGGUUAUCAAAUUUCACACAUGAUUUUUAUUGUUAUUAUUUUUAUAUUUGUGCCUUUUUGGGCUUACAGUUUAUUUACUUUGUUUUUGUUCCCAUUCUGUCCAUGAGCCGGCAUAAGCCUUGGCACUGCAAUUGUAAUGAGUUUUGUGUAAAUAAAUAUACAUUUUUAUGUAUGAGUAUGUAUGUA
Drosophila innubila is the source of this 7224-nucleotide messenger RNA. RefSeq names its product DNA polymerase theta (gene DNApol-theta). Gene Ontology annotation, biological process: DNA-templated DNA replication; double-strand break repair via alternative nonhomologous end joining. The coding region runs from base 1 to 7029 and encodes 2342 amino acids. The record is from RefSeq and is a predicted model, not a curated record. Gene Ontology annotation, molecular function: DNA binding; DNA-directed DNA polymerase activity. Lineage: Eukaryota; Metazoa; Arthropoda; Insecta; Diptera; Drosophilidae. The transcript is spliced from 11 exons.